Molecule: messenger RNA, 2496 nt
Organism: Rhipicephalus microplus (southern cattle tick)
Lineage: Eukaryota; Metazoa; Arthropoda; Arachnida; Ixodida; Ixodidae
Biological process (GO): anterior/posterior pattern specification; negative regulation of transcription by RNA polymerase II
Cellular component (GO): nucleus
Molecular function (GO): DNA-binding transcription factor activity, RNA polymerase II-specific; RNA polymerase II cis-regulatory region sequence-specific DNA binding
Source: RefSeq, a predicted model, not a curated record
UGUUGCGGGCUUUUUUUUCUCUAGCACGCGCGUGUGCGUGCGUGCGUGUGGAGGCUGUUGCCGGUCGGCCCUACGGCGACGAGGAAGACGUACCCGCGGAGUCCGACAGAAACUGCGACUUGCCAACAUAAUGAGCCAUGAGCGUCAAUUUCAUGGACGGCCUCUUGGGUAGUAGCGUGGUGAAACCGCCAGACGCGGUGGCAGCGACGGUCGCUUCCGCCGUGACGGCCGCCCCCGUGCCGUUCCGUCCCUUCCAGACGACGACUGUGACGCGCGCCUCGGACAUGUACCCGUUCGUGCACGCGGCGGCACCACCGCCGACGUCGACGGCCUCGCCGCUUGGUUACUUCACGUCCAUGGACCUGGCCAAGUCGGACGCGAUGGCAGCGGCGGCGGCUGGAUACGCGGCCGCAGCCCUGGGUCUGGGGCCGCACGCCGCCGCCGCCGCCGCGGCUAGCGGCGCGGCGACGUCACCUGCCGCGACGGCCUCGUUGAUGGCCUCCCAACAGUUCCUGGCCGCGGCCGAACUCGCCUACCCGCUGCCCCGGCUCGGAGUGGUCAGGCCCGAGGACGCCCUGGCCGACGUACCGCGCUACCCUUGGAUGGCGCUUGCAGGUUCUGCGUUCCGGGCCGCUGCUCACAAGCUACAUCAUCGCGUCGAAGAUUAUCCGCAUUCGUUCCACCUGUUUUCAGGUCCCAACGGCUGUCCCAGGCGGCGCGGCAGGCAGACGUACACGCGCUACCAGACCCUGGAGCUCGAGAAGGAGUUCCACUUCAACCACUACCUGACGCGGCGGCGGCGCAUCGAGAUCGCUCACGCGCUGUGCCUCACCGAGCGCCAGAUCAAGAUCUGGUUCCAGAACCGGCGCAUGAAGCUCAAGAAGGAGCUCCGCGCCGUCAAGGAGAUCAACGAACAGGCGCGCCUGGAGGCCAAGCACUCCGGCAAGCAGACUCCCUCGAGCGCGGACGCCGCCUUGCCGCAGUCUUCGUCGUCGUCUUCCUCCGCGACUUCGACUCGCACCGGCGGCGGCGGGAGGUCCUCGGACGGAGCGCCGAGGACAGAACUGGCCGACAGCGACGACAGCGACAAGGAGGAGGACGACGACGACGUCAUUCUGAACCCCGACGAGCCUUACGACGACCUCGACACUCGCGAGCCGCCCGCCACGUCGCAGCGCCCUCUCUCGCUGGCGCUGGGCGUCGUGGACGUCAAGGGUGCGUCGCCAACGCCAUCUUGCGGAGCGCUCCCGCGCGCGUGACGUUGUUUCUUUGCACACGAACAUCUCCCGAGACGAAGAAGCGCACCUGAAACCGUGCUUCGUCGGAGGGCCGGCUAUAUCCGGCCUUGCAUACGUGGACGUGCAAAAAGUGCGCGUAAAGUUUGCUGACCUUCAUGUUCUUUUUUUCGCCGUCGAGUCAAGAACUUUGUUUUGUUUUCAACAGAUAAUUUUUUCAUUCUGGACAAAUGAAAGGUUGCGGAGUCCGUCCAGUGAUCACCUCAUUCGUACACCCAUCGUCAGAUCUCCCCUUUUUCGUCAUCUAGAGACCGCUAUAUCGAGUCCUAAGGUGCCUUUGUCGUUUAUAUAAUAGACGCUAUUUAAGAGUGCUGUACACAGUGUGUGCCUGUAGCGUGUAUGCGUAAGCCUUCUGUAGCGUGCACGGCGGGUCAGCGUGCUUCCAGUGGGAGUCAGCGUGAAGCCCAAUGCAAUAAGACAUACAAUCAAAAAGGUAUAGCAAUACAAAGCUCUAUAACUUUUGUUGGAUUUAUUGUUCGUUUUUUUUUCUCAUGCCAAUCAUUCGUGCAAUCCUUUGUUGUGAGACUGUCCCGUUUUUGCUUGUUUUUUUUUAAUUCCGUCUCCCACGACCGAGUGCCUUAAGCAUUCGAAGAAGGAGUGAUCGCGGCAUCACCAAAGUGGCACAGUGUGUCAAUCGUUUGCAUUCACGUCGUGUCAUGUCUUACCGCCUCAUAGACUGAGAGAAUGUACCUCUCGUAGUCGUAAUGCCGCGCUUGCUUUGAGUGAGCGGAUAAAAAAAGAGAAAAAAAAGAAGCAAGGAGGAACAUGUGCAACGGGCAUUUCUUUUGCGCCAGCUUCUCUCAUGACACUUUUUGUAUUCAAUGGCUGCUAGUGUUUCCGCAGCUCAGUCGUGUUGAUUUUUGCGGCAGUAUAGGACGAUCGAGAGAUUUUAUUUUUAAAUGUUGUCAGUUAUUUAGAAUUCGUAUUUCGCUCAUAUAUGCCUUGCAGCCUUUUCGGGCACUAUACGUAUACUCACAAAAAAAAAAAGUAAAGUGACUGCUGUGAACGUGUCCUGAGGUGCAAAUGUAUACGUAGAAUGUAAUCCUGAUGAAAAAAAAAAAAAUGAUAUGUAGUUUGUCCUGUGUUUUGUUAUUUGUUCGUUGCUGCCCGUUAAGCUGGUUAUAAUCAAAACAUACGUGGACUUCAGCCGGUUUCAUUAAGCUGAAUAAAAAAGCGUUGUGUUCGUUCUCUCUUAAAAAAA